CUGGCUCCGCGCGGCCGCCGUAGAGUCCCCGUUGCCAUGACUUCCAGGUUCCAGCGCGGAGGCGUGACUGUGAGGGGAGAAGAGAGUUUUCGGGCUCGGGGUCCAGCUUCAGGGGACAACGAGCCAGAGAGGCGCCAUGGGCCGGAUCACAGAAGAUCUUAUUAGACGGAAUGCUGAACACAAUGACUGUGUAAUUUUCUCCUUGGAGGAACUCUCCUUGCACCAGCAAGAAAUAGAAAGACUAGAACAUAUUGACAAAUGGUGCCGGGAUUUAAAAAUCCUCUACCUUCAAAAUAAUCUCAUUGGAAAAAUUGAAAAUGUUAGCAAACUCAAGAAACUUGAAUAUUUGAAUUUAGCUUUAAACAACAUCGAAAAAAUUGAAAAUUUGGAAGGAUGUGAAGGACUGAGAAAACUUGACUUGACAGUAAAUUUCAUUGGAGAGCUGAGCAGCAUAAAAACCCUGCAGCACAAUAUUCAUCUGAAGGAGCUCUUUCUCAUGGGUAACCCAUGUGCUGAUUUUGAAGGCUAUCGGCAGUUUGUGGUGGCAACUCUUCAGCAAUUAAAAUGGUUGGAUGGUAAAGAAAUAGAGCGUUCAGAGAGAAUUCAGGCACUGCAGAACUACCCAGUAAUUGAACAACAAAUCAGAGAGCAGGAAAAAGCUUACUGCUUCAGACGAGCCAAAGACAAAGAAGAGGCUGAGAGGAAACUUCAAGAAAAGCAUGAAAAUGAAGACAAGAGGAAGAGAAGUAACCCAGGCUUUGAUGGACGUUGGUACACAGACAUCAAUGCUACUCUCCUGUCUUCAUUAGAGAGCAAAGACCACCUCCAGGCACCAGAAACUCAAGAAGUGGAACACAACAUAAAGAAAUUAGAUGAAAGUGAAGAUGACGACCUGGCAUUCUGGAAUAAGCCUUCUUUGUUUACUCCUGAAUCUAGACUGGAAACUCUUAGACAUAUGGAAAAACAACGGAAAGACCAGGAAAAAUUAAGUGAAGAAAAGAAGAAAGUGAAAUCACCCAGGACUUUGAUCACUGAAGAUGGAAAAGUCCUGAAUGUAAAUGAGCCCAAACUUGACUUCUCUUUGAAAGAUGAUGAAAAACAUAACCAGCUUACCUUGGACCUUGCUGUCUACAGGUACCUGGAUACCUCUUUAAUUGAUGUUGAUGUGCAACCAACUUAUGUGCGAGUAAUGGUUAAAGGAAAGCCCUUUCAACUUGUCCUUCCUGCGGAAGUCAAACCUGAUAGCAGCUCUGCCAGACGGUCUCAGACAACGGGACAUUUAGUAAUCUGCAUGCCCAAGGUAGGAGAAGUAAUCACAGGUAGCAGAAAAGCAUACAAGGCUGUGAAAACCACCUUGGACAGCAGCAGAGAGCAGACAAACAGAAGAAGCAAGCAGAUUGAGAAACUAGAAGUAGACCCUGGCAAGCAUUCAUUCCCUGAUGUGGCUAACAUAGUUCAAGAGGGAAAAAACACACCCAGAAGAGGUAGAUCUGAACCAAAAAUUAUACCAACCGAUGAAGAUCCAGACUUUGAAGAUAACCCCGAAGUGCCGCCAUUGAUUUGAAACGUCAGGCUGCGCUGUCACUGACUGUGACCCUCCCGGCCAUUUGCCCUGUGCAGAGUCUGUGCAUAUCAAAAAGGUAUAAACCUAGAGCUGUUCGUCAUUAUUAUUACUCCAAUGUUUUAAUCUCACAUACUUUGUAUUGUGCUAUUCUUAAAAUAUUUUAAAAUUAAAAUAUGUACCUUAAAUAUGCUGUAAUUGAUCAUUCAUCUAUGAUAAAGUAUUGCCU
Choloepus didactylus (southern two-toed sloth) is the source of this 1790-nucleotide messenger RNA. It is a transcript of the gene DNAAF11, whose product is annotated as leucine rich repeat containing 6. The transcript is spliced from 12 exons. Gene Ontology annotation, molecular function: protein binding. Lineage: Eukaryota; Metazoa; Chordata; Mammalia; Pilosa; Megalonychidae. The record is from RefSeq and is a predicted model, not a curated record. Gene Ontology annotation, biological process: outer dynein arm assembly. Gene Ontology annotation, cellular component: cytoplasm. The coding region runs from base 137 to 1564 and encodes 475 amino acids.